Messenger RNA from Cynoglossus semilaevis (tongue sole), 2182 nucleotides. Its product is annotated as transient receptor potential cation channel subfamily M member 1-like. Gene Ontology annotation, cellular component: plasma membrane. The record is from RefSeq and is a predicted model, not a curated record. The coding region runs from base 218 to 1027 and encodes 269 amino acids. Lineage: Eukaryota; Metazoa; Chordata; Actinopteri; Pleuronectiformes; Cynoglossidae. Gene Ontology annotation, biological process: monoatomic cation transmembrane transport; metal ion transport. The transcript has 7 exons. Gene Ontology annotation, molecular function: calcium channel activity.
UGGUGAAAUACACCAGAACAUACCCCACAGAUGCUUACGGGGUAAUUGAGUUCCAGGGUGGAGGAUUCAUCAAUAAGGCCAUGAGAUUUAAACUGCCAUCCUGAUCCUGACCCUCCACCCACCCAAACUUGUUCUGUGUCACUGCCACCUACUGGGCCUGUACAGUGAUUUCAUCAGGGUUUCCUACGAUACCAAGCCUGACAACCUGCUGCAUCUGAUGGUGAAAGACUGGCAGCUAGAACUGCCCACCCUACUCAUCUCCGUUCACGGUGGUCUCCAGAACUUUGACCUCCAGCCCAAGCUCAAGCAAGUGUUUGGCAAAGGCCUGAUCAAAGCUGCGGUCACCACUGGAGCGUGGAUCUUCACCGGUGGAGUCAACACGGGAGUGAUCCGUCAUGUGGGAGACGCCUUGAAGGACCAUUCCUCCAAGUCACGGGGGAAGGUCUGUGCUAUUGGAAUUGCUCCAUGGGGAAUUCUGGAAAACAAAGAAGACCUCAUUGGAAAAGAUGUAACCAGACCUUACCAGGGAAUGGGAAAUCCUCUGAGCAAGUUGGCCGUGCUCAACAACAGCCACUCCCACUUCAUCCUGACGGACAACGGCACCUGCGGAAAGUACGGGUCAGAGGUCAAACUGCGUCGGCUGCUGGAGAAGCACAUCUCUCUGCAGAAGAUUAACACCCGUCUAGGUCAGGGUGUCCCCCUAGUGUGCCUGAUUGUUGAGGGAGGUCCGAACGUCAUCUCCAUUGCCCUGGAGAGCCUGAGAGAUGAUCCUCCUGUUCCUGUGGUGGUGUGUGACGGCAGUGGUCGAGCCUCUGACAUCAUUUCCUUUGCACACAAGUUCUGUGAGGACGACGGCUUGGUGAACGAUGAUGUUCGAGACCAACUAUUGGUGACAAUUCAAAAGACUUUCAACUACAGCAAGAGCCAAUCGCAGCAGAUCUUGCUCAUGGUUAUGGAGUGCAUGAAGAAAAGGGAACUGGUAAGUAGAAGAAAGACAACCUGCAGGAUAAUAAUACAUUUUGUGUGAAAAAUAAAAUCAAUAAAAUCAUUUUUGAUACUUCAAACAUCUGGUCUCCACCCUCAUUCAUCCAUGCCUCUCAUCUGUGUGUUUCCAUUAACAUAUUGAAUAAAAAUAAUCCCCACCACCUGCCUGUCAUCGCCCCUUCUUGUUCUGGUCAUGUCAUGUAAUCGGGGUCAUUCGCAGCUUCGUGGCUGACCAGCACAAAUGGACUCCGUAAGCUACAGUGAGCUGUAAGUGCCGGGCUGUGAAGUGGGCGUGCUACUUUACAGAAUCACACUGUGUGGCAUUAAUGCUGUCAUUUCAUCACGAUGUGCACGGAUACAGUACAUCAGAUUAACGCUGAAGUGUUUCUCCAAAGUGUUCGAUCAAGACCUUGGUAUAAAUGAAUAUCAGUAACACUUGUGGGGCAGACUCCAUGUGAUGCGAUUAGUAAUGUGUAAUACACAGCCUGUAUAAUCUCCACACUCUUUACAUUUGGGUGGGAAAGAUCAGAGCACGCUGCCACCUGCUUAGCAAAGGCUCUUACUUCAUCCUCGCACAGCAAACAUGUGGCACAUAAAUGUAGAAGAGGAUCCAUCUCCCUAAUCCUCCGCCAAGUUGCUCUUUCUAUCCACUAUCUGGCCUUUUUUUCAGCAUCUGCAGAGACUUUGCGACCACUAUCUCUGGUGUAUUAAACCACCUAAUGCUCCAACACACUCAAAUGAACUGGCUUUUUACAGAUCAAAUCGCUGCGGGUAUUUUUAGCUUCCACUUAGUUCUAACUCAGACUCCACCCAAACACAACUUCUUACGCAUCUCAGAGAGCACAUCAUUGGCACCUUUUAAUCUGAAUAACCCACAGGUGAAUCAUCAUCAUCAUCAUCAUCAUCAUCAUCAUCAUCAUCAUCAUCAUCAUCAUCAUCACCACCACUGUCUGAUCUCAUCAUAAUCCUAAAUGCAUUUUAUGCAAACAGCCGGAUCAGAUGAGUAGAAAACACUCAUUUGGAGGGUCACAAAUUAGAAGUGAUGUAACACCAGCAUACAUUAAACAUAACAAUGACUUCACUCUCCCCCUGUUUGCGAAUACAAGGGAGUGGGGGCUCAGCAAUUGUUUGGGAGAUUCUACAAGUUUUGUUGUCGUGAUAAUGAACCAGAUUCACCAACAAGGACAAGAUCAGAAAU